GGCUGAGACCAUCGUACCUGACCAGUAUAUAGUGACUUGAGGCAUUCAGAAUUUGCUUUUCUUCAGCAAGUGAGCCUUAAAAUGGACCCGUCGCGGGAAGAUCUUAUCAAGGUCCUAUUCUUCGCUGCACAGCAUUACAGACAAUCAUGCCUUGUAGUUAUGGCGUUAGCUUAUUUUAUGGUGACUAUACUGUUUCCUGCCGUUGCGAGCUUUAUCAUGGACAGCAGCGAUGACGACAGCGAGGAUGGCAGGGUAGUCAGAGGUCUUGGCAGGGCACUACCCAGGGUACGCUACUAUCCUCGGAACAGAGCCAAGCGCCAGCGUACUGAAGCUACUUUUAAUUCACUUGACUCCUGGGACGAUGCACGUUUCAAGUAUGAGCUACAUGUCAGCAAGAGAGUUUUCUAUGCCAUAGUUGAUGCGUGCCGUAUAGACCUUUCACCAAGAGGCAAUCGUGGCAUGAGCGUGGAGGAGAAGGUUUACAUCGCACUAUCUUUCCUUGCCAGUGGCGGCUCAUAUGGAGGUCUCAGUCGUCAGGCACAGCGUGGCAGAACAACUGUACAUAGGUGUGUAGGUCAUGUCGCGCAGUCUAUAUGUUAUCGGCUUCAACAUCUUGUCUCCGGUCCACCACGCACCCAAGCGGAGAUGGCAGAAAUCGUCGCAGCAUUUGAGGAGUUAGGUCGCUCUGAGAACACACCCGGUAUCCCUAACAUUUUUGCUGUCAUGGACGGAUCUCACAUUCCUAUCAAGAGGUUUCACAACAUGGGCGAGGCCUACUACAACUACAAGGGGUUUAACUCAGUUCUUAUGCAUGGCGUCAUGGACAACAAGGGGAGAUUCAUGGACGUCCUUGUAGGCUUCAGUGGGCGUAACAACGACUCCACACAGUUCCGUCACACCCAGAUUUACAAGGACCUAGUUGAUGGCUCAGAUCUACGUGAGCGGCUAAUUGCAUGGGGUCAACCUAUUAACGGUGUGAAGGCGCCGUUACUUAUCCUUGCUGAUGGUGCUUAUGAGGCUAGUGGAUUCAUCUUGCCGCCCUUUAAACAGCCUGAGAUCCAGGGCAACCCUCAGCGUUCUAAGUACAAUACCAAGCAUGCCAAGGCCCGUGUGGUUGUUGAGCAUGGGUAUGGGGCGUUGAAGAACAGGUUUCGCGUGUUGUUGAAGGGAAUGGAGCUUAGUGAGCCCAAUGUCAACAAUGUCAUCUUAGCAUGCACUAUUCUGCACAAUAUGUGUAUUGAUGACCAAGUGGCGGAGCCUGAUCAUGAUGAGAUGUAUUACGAAAUCCUUCGGUCUUAUGAGCGGUGGAAUACGGGAAGGCGUAAUGCCACGAGGCAGGCUGUGAGGUUGAACCAAAAUCAAGUAGACCACGGAGCAAAUGAUGACGUGUGGGAUGCGGAACAUAUCCGGGAUGCCAUUGUUUUGCACGUAAACCGUCGGUUUGGGUAGUUUGUGUAUUGGAAAUGACUAAGAGACUUAACUUCUCUAACACAGUUUGUGGCUUAACUGUAAGGAACAAGCGCAA
Astrephomene gubernaculifera is the source of this 1525-nucleotide messenger RNA. The record is from the annotation of a GenBank genome assembly. Lineage: Eukaryota; Viridiplantae; Chlorophyta; Chlorophyceae; Chlamydomonadales; Astrephomenaceae.